GUGGGAUUGGGAUCUUGGUGCUUCCACAUGACCCUGAAGUAUGAAAUGCAGCUGUUGGAUGAACUGCCAAUGAUAUACAGUUGUUGUGUGUUUGUCUACUGCCUGUAUGAAUGUUUCAAGUACAAGAACACAGUCAAUUAUCCACUGCUUUUCUUGCUAAUAACAUACAGCUUCGUAGUCAGCAUAAUUUACUUAAAUUUGAAAGAGCCUGUAUUCCAUCAGAUCAUGUAUGGAACGCUAGUUUCCAUUAUAGUUCUACGAUCUGUUUAUAUAGUAUUAUGGGUAUACCCAUGGCUUAGAGGUCUAGGCUAUACAUCCUUAACUGUAUUUUUAAUGGGAUUUUUUCUCUGGAAUGUGGACAACAUUUUCUGUGAUAAAUUGAGAGCACUACGAGAGAAGAUGCCUCCUGUUGUGGGAGCUGUGACACAGUUUCAUGCAUGGUGGCAUAUUCUCACAGGGCUGGGCUCUUACCUUCAUAUCCUGCUAAGUUUAUACACAAGGACACUUUUCCUGAAACACAGGCCAAAGGUGAAGUUUGUUUUUGGAAUAUGGCCUGUUCUUCUUGUGGAGCCGCCCAAGAAGCUUUGACUGAGACCUAGGCAGUCACAUGCGAACUCCUAGCCUGGCUGAAUAAAGCGAUUCAACAGUUACUAUGGCUGAAGUGUCAAAAUUAUGGAUCGAUUCAAGUUCCAUUGGUACAAAAGGACUUCUCUGUUACUAGGCCAGCCAGCCGGAACAGAGCAAAGAGUUGGCACACUAGGGAAGUAAUGUUUAGUACAGCUUUAUUCUAAGUUGUUAAAACAAAGAUUAAGACCCAAUAUUUUUAUGUAUAUAUUGUGUAGCUGAUGAUACUGAGCUAAUAUUUCGUGCUGGUCACAGAAAACUAACCAUUUUUGAAGUGGAUUGCAUAUGUUUUUCAUUCAGUUCUUGUUCUUUCUGUGAUUUAAACUAAUACUAGUAACUGAAUGACAAAAACAAGUCAUUGAUGGCCAAGCGAAGCAUUUGUGUGGCCUAUAGUGAAUUGAAUGCUUAACCUGAACUACUUUAAUCUUGCACUUUUAUACAAUUAAUGAAGUAUGUAAUGAUUGAUUUAGUGCUUUAUUCUAUCUUGCUUUUUCCACAGACUCCUUUGCAAUUUAUAUUUUAAGCAAAACAGUUGGGGUACCUGUGCCAUUUAGUUCGUUUUGUACCAAGCUUC
This is a messenger RNA of Pelecanus crispus (Dalmatian pelican), 1198 nucleotides long. NCBI's taxonomy places the organism in Eukaryota, Metazoa, Chordata, Aves, Pelecaniformes, Pelecanidae. The record is from RefSeq and is a predicted model, not a curated record.